Pteropus alecto (black flying fox) is the source of this 1326-nucleotide messenger RNA. It is a transcript of the gene FAHD2A, whose product is annotated as fumarylacetoacetate hydrolase domain-containing protein 2. Bases 198 to 995 code for a protein of 265 amino acids. The transcript has 7 exons. Gene Ontology annotation, molecular function: hydro-lyase activity. Lineage: Eukaryota; Metazoa; Chordata; Mammalia; Chiroptera; Pteropodidae. The record is from RefSeq and is a predicted model, not a curated record.
ACCAGGGAGCGCCGCCUCUUCAGACGUCUUAUUAGAGGAGCCGCGGGACGGGCUGCGUCCGAGGUUCCCUGAGCGGCUCGCGGCCUUGGUAUCUGACACCAGUGUUUCGGUGCCUGCCGACCUCAGUUCCCCCGCCCCGCGAGCCUGGCCCGACAGCACGGGACGCCCGUGCGACCGGCCGCCGCAGCCAGACUCUGAUGCUGUCCUCUAGUAAGAGAAGGUUGCUCACGGCUCUGCUGCAGGCUCGGAGAUGGCCCUUUCAACCCUCCAGAGACAUGAGAUUAGUGCAGUUCCAGGCACCCCACCUGGUAGGACCUCACCUGGGCCUGGAGUCAGAGAAUGGCGGGGGGCUUAUCAACCUCAACACCUUUGACCCCACACUGCCCAAGACAAUGACGGAGUUCCUGGAGCAGGGAGAGACCACUCUCUCAGUGGCGAGAAGAGCCCUGGCUGCUCAGUUGCCAGUCCUGCCACGGGCAGAAGUGACCUUCUUGGCUCCAGUCACGCGGCCAGACAAGGUGGUGUGUGUGGGCAUGAACUACGUGGACCACUGCAAGGAACAGAACGUUCCUGUGCCUAAGGAGCCCAUCAUCUUCAGCAAGUUUGGCAGCUCCAUCGUGGGGCCCUACGAUGAGAUCGUCCUCCCUCCCGAGAGCCAGGAGGUGGACUGGGAGGUGGAGCUGGCCGUGGUCAUUGGAAAGACAGGCAAGCACAUCAAGGCCACAGAUGCCAUGGCUCAUGUGGCCGGCUUCACUGUGGCACAUGACGUGAGUGCUCGUGACUGGCAAAUGGGACGUAAUGGAAAGCAGUGGCUGCUGGGAAAAACCUUUGACACCUUCUGCCCCCUGGGCCCUGCCUUGGUGACCAAGGACAGUGUAGCAGACCCACACAACUUAAAAAUCUGCUGCCGCGUGAAUGGAGAGGUGGUCCAGAGCAGCAGCACCAAGCAGAUGGUGUUCGGGAUAGAGGCGCUGAUCGCCUGGGUCUCCCGGUAGGUUGGCUAUAAGGAGGAAAGGGAGAAGGACCAGACUUGAGCAAUCCAGGCAUAAGUGCAUGCAUAUGCAUGUGUGAGACACAGGACUGACACGCUGGUGGCCACUCUGUUGCAGAAGGGUGAUGAAGUCCAGUGUGAGAUUGAAGAACUGGGCGUCAUCAUCAACAAGGUGGUGUGAUGCCUCUGGCUGUAGGCCCCAGACUUAAGACAAGAGGUGGGCACCAGCUCCCACUCACCAGCCCAGCACUAGUCCCUCCAGGCUCCUCAUCUGGGAGGUGACAUGGAGUUCUCUUCAAUAAAAUUCUCAGGCCAGAGCAGCCGCUCUGCUUCUA